Molecule: messenger RNA, 2335 nt
Organism: Labeo rohita (rohu)
Lineage: Eukaryota; Metazoa; Chordata; Actinopteri; Cypriniformes; Cyprinidae
Gene: fbxl6
Product: F-box and leucine-rich repeat protein 6
Biological process (GO): SCF-dependent proteasomal ubiquitin-dependent protein catabolic process
Cellular component (GO): SCF ubiquitin ligase complex
Molecular function (GO): protein binding
Source: RefSeq, a predicted model, not a curated record
CUCACGAAAGCGGAUGUGACGACAUACGUUGACUAAAGAAAGCGCAUCAUGGGGCUCGGAUAACAACAACAAAGGAGUAAAACGUACCGUCUUGCGAUUAUGUUUCGGUAAUGGUGCUACAAAUGCAAAAUUAAUUUGCACCAUUGUUCAGUUUUUUUUAGCAAAGACCUGAGAAACUGCUGCUGUUGAAUUUGUCUGCAGCAAUGCAUAAAGAGAAGCGAUUUUAAAGUUUCAGUCAGCUAUCUCGUCGUGCUUUUGCCAAUUUUAUAUGUUUUGUUUACAGUCUCAUUCAUGACCUUUUUUAAAUUCAGCGAGGAGAUUUUUAGGGACCAGUAGUAGAAGAAAUGGAAAGCACAAUAAUGGAGGUAACCAACUCAAAUACAGAGCCAGAGUCAAUCCAGGCUCCUACUGCAGAAAUGUCUACUAGUCCAUCCAGCACAGCUGGGACAUCCCAGACUGCACCUGCAAAAGGAAAAAGACUUUUGAAAAGAAAAACAGAUUCCCUUACAGAUGUCAAAAGCAAGAAAAAGAAAAAAACAGUGAAACGAACUAUAAGACCAAAUUACACCGUCCAGGAAGGAGAGGACAUGCUUUUGAUUAUAUCAAAUAUAAAUAGUGGUGACAGCAUAUGGAAGCCCAAGCGGAAGGGAUCUAAGAAAAAGAAGGUUAACGCAAAAGGCAAGGGUAAAGCCUCUGCUAACAAAACUAAAAGAGCACCAGUAAAAGUGAAAAUCCCUAAAGUCACAGAGGAAACUAUUGAUAAAAAUGUUGAUUUGGAGAGUGGUAAUGAAGAUGGCUUUGACCGCUGGGGUCAGAGUUUGCCAAUAGAGGUCCUGGUGAAAAUCUUCCAGUUUGCAGUUCUCCAGGAUGGAGCCGUACCUUUUCUGUGCAGGGUUGGCAGAGUUUGCCGUCUAUGGAAUGGAGCUGCAUCCUCUCCUAUCCUGUGGCGCAGUGUGUCAAUUGGCUACUGCUGGAUUGAACCCGGUAAGAGUCAAUUACCUGGGACAGAACAGAAGAUUAGGAACACUAUAGACUGGCUAGCAGAAAACAGAUUGUCUCAGUUGAGAGAGUUCUCUCUUUGCCACUGGAAAAAACACGCUGAUUAUGUAAUCCAGAGAGUUUCACAAUCAUGCACCAAUCUUCAUUCUCUCAAGCUGUCUUAUUGCACGGGAAUGACAGAAACAGCCUUUCAAAACCUUGGCACUCACUGUCGAUCAUUAGAGAAUAUAAAUUUGCAACACUCAGAGUUUAAUGUUGAUGGUCUGGUGUCCUUCCUUGAGGCAUAUGGCAACCAAAUAAAGAACAUUUACUUCACACACAGCACAAAGAGUGACAAACUGCUCAGUGCUUUGUCUAAAGGUUGCUGUCCUGAACUCAGGCUGCUGGAGAUCAAUACUAAAUUAGAUGGAGGAUACUGCCAGCUUCCCAUCUGUAUUCAGGCUUUGCAGAUUGGAUGCCCUAAACUUCAGACAUUUAGGUUAAUGAAUGUCACUCCAGUUCCUAAAAUGAUCCGGAACACACCCAGUACAACUUCUGGUUUUCCCAUGCUAGAGGAGUUGUGCAUUGCUACUUCCUCUCACUCUUUCAUGACUGACAGUGACCUGAACAAUGUGCUCCACGGCUCCCCCCACCUGCGUGUGCUGGACCUACGUGGUGGCUCCCGCAUCACAGCCACUGGUCUCUAUGCUCUGCCUUGUGAGAGACUGGAGUGUCUAUAUUGGGGCCUGUACUUCAACAGCAAUACCAUGGUAGCAUCCAAGAAAGGCAUACACAUGCUUGCCCACAAAUGGAGCGGCACCCUCAGGGAGCUUGAUUUGGCCAACCAGCCAUUUUCAGAAGAGGACAUGGAGAUUGCCAUGGGCCAUCUUGCACAUGGUGCUGGAGUCGAUUUGUUUCGCUCCCUGAACCUCAGUGGUACUAAAAUCACUUCAUCUGCACUCAGGUUACUAAUAAGCCAGUCACCAGCACUGAAGUACUUGAAUCUGUCUUCUUGCCGGUAUCUGCCCAGAGGACUCAAACGAGUAUAUCAUGGUCAAGAAGACAUUCAGCUGCUACUGGACAAGUUAGAUUAAACAUGUAUGUAUUGCAGGAACUCUUGAUAUUUAUUCAGUUAUUUUCAAAGUGUACAGAAUUUAAUUUCUCCUUUUGGAUUUGUAUAUAAAGAUCAGGCUACUUUUUCACUUCAUGUCAGAAUUGCAAAUACAAUUUUUUAAAUAUAUUUUUUAAAUAUUUACUACACUAAUCUGCAACCAUUUUUGUCAUGUUCAUGUGCUGGUAUGCAAUAAUAUUGAAUAUUGUGACUUUCUAACAGUUUAAACAAGCCAUGUUCAGCAAA